Messenger RNA from Podarcis muralis (Common wall lizard), 4158 nucleotides. RefSeq names its product proline rich 14 (gene PRR14). The record is from RefSeq and is a predicted model, not a curated record. Lineage: Eukaryota; Metazoa; Chordata; Lepidosauria; Squamata; Lacertidae.
GCGGGGUCGAGCGUGCGGAGUAGUUUUAUUUAUUUUAUUUUUUUCACAUUGAGAUGCGGGUGCUUAUCAGUUUGUUUGCCUGAGGCAGGCGAGAAGCCCGAGGAAGGGAGGGAGGCGGCGGAGCAGAGAAGGGAGGAAUGAAGACCUUGUGGGCUGUUCUGGGGCGGCCACCUUCCUGAUGCCAGGAAGGGGUUUGGUGUCUCCCUUCUGAGACAGGCCAUGGAGUGGCCCCUCCUUGAACGAACAUCUGAGAGGAACCCUCAGCCAAUGUCACACUUGGAGAGGCAGAUCAGACGGCGAAAAAUCCUCAUCUACAGGCCUUCCUCUGAGGAGCAGGAAUCCUCAGCCCUGCUCCAGAAGCCCCUCGAGACAGGGGGGGCAUGCCCCCUUCCAUGUGGCGAUGCCGAGCUGUCACCCAGCAAGAGGCAGCGACUUCAGCAGGGGCCGCUCCGAACGGCGGAGCAGAACGGGGAAGUUUGCGGCGCGGUGGGAGAGACCUUGUGGCAGGUGGCCUCUCCCAUGGAGAAGCAGCAGCGGAAGAUGCUGGCUGUCAACCUGGAGGACUUUUCAACAUCCCAAAUGCUUAAUGAUCCACAAGGGGGCUCUCCUCCCCAAAGACCUGCCACAUCUCCCUGCGCAAAUCCCCCCCAGUCAGCAGCUGUGAAUGAAGACAGAGUUUCCUGGUCAACAAAGACACAAAGUAGUCCAGUGUGCAGAUCGUCUCCCCCUAAGGGCUACCCUCCAUCCCAUCGAGAGCCUCAAGAGAAGUGGGAGCACGCCCGCCGGCAACUGUGGGACAAGAGGGUGUGUCCCCCACAGUGUCGCGCUUCAGAGCGCCUGCACGCCAAGAGGCAGCGCCUUCAGAAGGGGGUUUCCCUUGCAAAGGGGAGCGAGGGGACAAAGACCUCCCUGCUGGAAGCGGCUCAUCAGCAAAUCCUCGCCACCAGUUUGGAGGCUGGUUCCUUGAGCCAAGCUCUGGUUGCUGGCAUUGGCAAGGAGCAGCCGGAGACCUCCUCAGCCCGCUAUGGGAGUGAUCAGCUGAUGCUGCCUCGCCAAUCAUCUCCAAAUAGGGACACCCAAAUCCCUCAAGACCCACAAGACCAGUGUCAUCAAACAGAUGUAUCCACUGAAGCUCCAUCCUGGCUGCCUUCAGCAUCUGCUCUCUUGCGUCCAUCGUCUGCCUCCCGUUUCCGGCACUGGGGUCUGGUCCCCGUCUUCCAGAGCGUGCGCUCCAAGCUGGAGGCCUUUGCUGACAUCUUCCUGACCCCGUCCAAGCCAGCCGUGCAGUCCACCGAGGGGCUCUCGUCCCUGCCCCCCUGCCCUCCAGGGAAUGAGGAGCAGGAGGCAGCCCAGCCAAGAACACCCCGCCAAAGAGUCAACAUCGAGGUGAAAAUCGCCAUUUCGGAACCACGCCCCCGGAAGAGGAGCUGCCACCACGAGGAGGAGGAAGAAGAGGAGAUAGGUGACGCGGUGGUGAGCGGGCGGCCCCCUAUCCGCCAGUGGCGCCUGAACGAAGGGGACCCGGCCCCACAGCCCCGCCUCGGACGCAGCUACUCCUGCCCUGACGUCCCUGGUGCCCGCUUGUGGCAAGCCUCCCCCGUGGCCCUUCCGCUCUCUGCGCAGCUGCGACAGCGUCGCCACACCGUCUGCAGCCUGGAAGUGUCCCGGGAGCUGGGCCGCCCCACCCCGCCCUGCCUGCGCAAGGAGGUGUAUCCUUUCAGCACGCCCCCCGCACACUUCCUGCUGGGUCCCUCCGUGCACGUUCCCCACUGUGAUGGCUCCCCCUAUGCCUCCCAUGUGCCUUCCUGCCGCCGUGAACCAGAUACCGUCCAUUCCAGGGAGCUCUCUCCCUCGCCUGAUCAUGGACGGAGGGUGUCUGGGAUUGGCCUGGACGUGGUCGACUCAGAGUUGCUCACGUCGGAGCAGAUGAUGCUUUCAGAAGUUGAGAUGAAGGGAUCCCAAGACAACACCGUAGGGAAGGUGUCCUCCAUAAGGAUCCGCAAGACACCGUCCAAGCAGCAAGCAAAUCUCACUCCCAUGGGGCUUCCCCGGCCUGUCAGGUUGAACAAGAAAGAGUUCAGCCUGGAGGAGAUCUACACCAACAAGAACUACCGCACACCCACAGAGAAGAGGUCAUUUGAGACCAUCUUUGAGGUGCCUCUGGAACGCAACGGAGCGCUCAUUUUCACCAGCCAGCGCAAGCUGAAGCGGGCCAUGGAAUUCCAGGAGGGAGGCCUCCCUCGCAAGCAGCGCAAAGCCCACUCCCGAAGGAGUCGCAGGGCAGCAGGAGGGCGGAGGGUAAAGAAGCCCCAGAGUCCAGAGCUGGAGGAGAAGCUGCAGCAGCGGCUGGCUGAACUGGAUGCCCUGUUUGAGGGAGAAGAAUGCUGAGAUCUGAGCAGAGGCUAGAGGAAAGGGCAGCACCCCGAGGAGCCCAAGACCACUUCCUCUGUUUAACUAGCAAAAGAGGUUGCUGGUGUUGUUGUUGUUUUUUAAAAAAACUCUACCAAAGUCACCAAUACCACUCCAAGUUUCUCCUGUGGUGCUGUUUAUUCUCCACUUCCCCAUCAAACUGGCCUUCUGUGCCUGUUGCCUCCUCCUCCCUUGAUCAGUCUCCGAGCCACAAGCUUUGCUGCUUUGAAAAUAGUGCCUGGGUGCCUAUCUGUGCCACCUGGCCCAGCCAGCAUGCUGCCUGCUCUGGCACCGCGCGAGUCCCCUUUCGCUUGGCUCUUUGGCUCACAAGUGGAAGGGGAAGAAUGUUUGUGGUGCCCCAGAGUUGCCUGUCCUCUACACUCUUCCUCCUGUGCCCAGUCAGACCACCAGUGCCGUGCAUGGGAGGAGCACCUAGUGCCCAGCGCUGUUGUGCCUUCUGUGAGAGACUUAGGCCAGCAAGGGAUGGGCCUAGCCAAGUGAGGGCCUAGUUGCCUUUUCUGGAGCGGCCAUCGCCAUCAAACCAAAUAGGAAUGCAGAACCGACGUGCCUGUUGGAUGGGAAGGAGAAAGAAAAAAGGGACUGUGUGAAAGAAUCAGCAGGAGCAGGUUUUUGUUAUGGCACAGGGGAUGAUGUGGAGGAAGAGACGAUGUAGCAAUAGGCUGGGCAAUGGGAACGUGUCCACCUGUUUAAGCACAGACAGUGGAUGAGAGGCUGGGAAUCCUGAGAGAAUGCCUUUGCAUCUCUGGAUCAAGGCCUCUGGGUGUUCCUAGCUUGGAUCAACUGUUUUGUUAGGAAUGAUGUGUUUUUUGUUUUCAUUUUUUAUUAAUCUAUAUUUCUAAUAAACUUUGUAUCUUGGGGGGAGGAAAAAACCACAUAUUGCCAGUUGCUCCUUAACUGGCCUUGUUGGGAACCUGAAUGCAGCUUUAAUGGAGACCGCAAUAGAUAAUUUUGCCUUGGAACAAGGGCAUAGCGACCAGAAAAUGAAAAUCCAUAGCAAGCAGUGGAUCAUAUAUCAUUGGCACACUAAAUUAAUUUCCCCAGCCAAUGGUGCCUCCUACCAGGGAUGGUGGUAGGUGCAUUGGCUAUGGCAAAAAGCAAAAUUGCUGUGAUGUGGGAUCAAAUGGCAAGAAAGAAGUCGUGUGAACUGCACCCGGUUGUACUACAAUUGUACAUGUAUAAGAGGCUACAACAACUAACAAAAUAUGUGGAUUUGUGAAGUCUGCGGUGCAUUUUGUGCAAAUUCAGUAGCUGUGCCCACUUUAAAAUCUGUUUUGAGGUGGUACGUUCACCUUCAAAACUACCAUAGUCUAGAGUUGACAUAGCUGAAAUCCACUCUGUUGUUCGUUACAGGAAAAGACAGUGUGUCUGAUUGAUUCCUCAUGGUUAGUAUUGCAACAGUAACAUCUCAUUUUAUCAAAUUAACAGGUUUUGCGUGGGAGUGGAGACAUUUCCAUCCUAUUCACUCUCGCAGGCCUUUCUUUGGUCCGUUUGUCUACUGGAAAAUGCCUUUUCUUGUUAGUUAACUGCUUAGGAUGUAUUGAGCAGCUUUUAUCCCAGUACAGUAGGCUCUGGUCAAAGUUUGCAAGACUCUGAAGCCCUGACAAAAGUUCUGCUGCUCCUUACGUGCAUCAGGAGAAAGGUCCCCCUGUCUAUAGUUAUGUAAACUGCUUAGAGGUUUUGAUGCUAUAUAAAACUUGUUAAAUAAACAUGGUACACCUUCCCUCCAUA